This is a messenger RNA of Etheostoma spectabile (orangethroat darter), 1431 nucleotides long. RefSeq names its product selenoprotein F (gene selenof). Gene Ontology annotation, molecular function: oxidoreductase activity. Gene Ontology annotation, cellular component: endoplasmic reticulum lumen. The transcript has 5 exons. The record is from RefSeq and is a predicted model, not a curated record. NCBI's taxonomy places the organism in Eukaryota, Metazoa, Chordata, Actinopteri, Perciformes, Percidae.
AAGACAAAUGAUAGGUUUAGAAGUAUAACGCUCAGGCGCGUUGGGGCAGCCCUCGAUUAAUAAAGGGGUCCUCGGACUAGAUUGGCUAACAAAAGCAGGCUCUAAAAUGUCGGGAGAGGUGUAUCUCCUGUGGCUUCUCUCGCUUUUGCAAACGCUGUCGGCGUAUGGUGCCGAUCUGUCGUCGGAGGCAUGCAGGGAGCUGGGCUUCUCCAGCAACCUGCUGUGCAGCUCCUGCGACCUGCUCGGGGAGUUCAGCCUCAACAAGCUCCAGCCUGACUGCGGGCAGUGCUGCCAGCAGGAGGCCCAGAUGGAAGCGCGCAAGCUCUACGCCGGGGCCAUCCUUGAGGUGUGUGGAUGAAAACUGGGGAGGUUCCCUCAAGUCCAAGCUUUUGUCAGGAGUGACAAGCCGAAGAUGUUCAAGGGUCUUCAGAUCAAGUACGUGAGAGGCUCAGAUCCUGUACUAAAGCUUUUGGACGAUAACGGGAACAUCGCUGAAGAACUCAGCAUCCUCAAGUGGAACACAGACAGCGUGGAGGAGUUCCUGAGUGAAAAAUUAGACCGAAUAUAGACAUGUGUAUGUUUUUGUUUUUGUAGUCUGUAGUUAAAGGGUCGAGUCACCCAAAUUACAAUACCUCUGGUGGUAUAAAGCCAUGCAGAUGUUUUCUGUGUCCUGUGCUUGAGAUUUCAGCGUCCACCUACAAUUUUAAUCGGAAAGUCUUUGUAGUAAAGAAAUAGUCCAAAUUAAAACGGCGACAGUAUGUCUAGAUUUGCAGCUGUAAAUCUGAGCACAACAAUCCUUUUGACAUCUUAAGACGGAUCUUUUGACACUUGAGCUAAACUAUCUGCUUGGCUAGAGAUUGCUAGGGGCUACUGAGAAUUUGGGUGAGCCGACCCCGUUAGUUAUUUACCAAUUUGUACACAACUCGGCCUUGAGAGACGGUUGUGAAACCAUAUGACCGGUUUUGUAUCUGGAAAUAAUGGAUUUUACCAAAUAACUUCUGUGAGUGUGAGAAGACAUCGUCACAACACCCAGAUGGGCAGGACGUCGGAAAUAACAACCAAUAUUAUUGAUUAAGUUUGAAAAACAAUAGUGCACAUCAUUACCUGUUUUGUCAACCUUUGGGAGUUUACAUCCCCCCCCCCUGUCUGUCUGUAUGAUUAUUUUUUAUAUAACACUCAACAUUGUAUAUGAAGGGAUUUGUAAGAAAAAAAUGAAUCCCAGUUGCUCUCCAAAUGCAGAUGUUUUUGCUGAAGCACACAUUAGUGACGGCCUCACCGUAAACCACCUGUUGGGGCGUGAGGUCUGAUGUGUCUUUGUGUUUUUCGGUAUCUUCUGCUUCGAAGAGAAACUGCAUUUAGUUUGGAUGCUUGUUUUGGAGCGAGUGUGGGGACAGUUUAAAUAUGCAACAAUAAACAAAGUCUCUGAUGGUU